AUGAAAAUAAAUGAAAAAAACUUAUGUGCAUUUGCAGUUUCUGCGACACCCAUUGACAAAGAAGGUUACUUAAACAAGCGAGGUGAAGUUAACAAAAUUUUCCAAAGACGUUAUUUCGUGUUGAAGGGAAAUUUAUUAUUUUAUUUCGACAAAAAAGGUGAUAAAGAACCCGUCGGGGUUAUUAUAUUAGAAGGUUGCUCAAUAGAAUUAGCCGAAGAUGAUGCACAGUUUAGCUUUAAAAUCGAAUUCCACGGGCAAAAUAACAGGAGUUACAUUCUGGGCGCCGAGUCGCAGGAAUCCAUGGAACAAUGGAUGAAGGCACUUGCUUGUGCUGGAUACGAUUACAUGAAACUAAUGGUAGCGGAACUUCAACGACAAUUGGAUGAUAUAGAAGAAACGCCCAUUCAAGUUACGAAUUCGCAACCGGCCGGAUCUCCCGUUCCCCCGCCCAGGACCAGGCAUAACCCUUUCAAUAGACCGGAGAACAGCGCCCACCAGAGAUCUCACAGCUUAAGAGGUAGCAGCUCUACUACCUCGAGUAGGAUGAACGAAAUGAGAAAUUCUGAUAGCAAUAUUAACGCAGCAGCCGGGUCUGGAUCAGUGCCUAAAAUAACUAUCACCUUUAGGGAGUUGCAUAAUUCUUAUGGUAGACCUAUUCUGAAAGAUUACAAUUGCUGGAAAUACGAGCAUAAGGAUAACGAGAAUCUCAUUUCUUUUUAA
This is a messenger RNA of Phyllotreta striolata, 720 nucleotides long. Lineage: Eukaryota; Metazoa; Arthropoda; Insecta; Coleoptera; Chrysomelidae. The record is from the annotation of a GenBank genome assembly.